Nelumbo nucifera (sacred lotus) is the source of this 1361-nucleotide messenger RNA. RefSeq names its product 2-hydroxy-palmitic acid dioxygenase mpo1-like. NCBI's taxonomy places the organism in Eukaryota, Viridiplantae, Streptophyta, Magnoliopsida, Proteales, Nelumbonaceae. The record is from RefSeq and is a predicted model, not a curated record. Gene Ontology annotation, cellular component: endoplasmic reticulum. Gene Ontology annotation, biological process: sphingoid catabolic process.
UUUUUUGUUUAGCACGAGAUUGGAAUUUUGGAAUUGGAGCCCACCCCGUACAACUCUUUGUUUUAUCAUUUUCUAUCACGCGCAUAGCCCCAUUGCACCAGAUACGGCUCUCACUGGACCUUUGUUUCUCCUUACGAUUUCAGCUAACAAUAUUUAGUUUUGGGCAUUUGACUCACAAAUGCGUCACUUUUCUCUCGAGUCUGUAUGUUCUUGAUUCCGAAUCCUCUAUUUAUUUAAUUGAACUUACCCAAAACAGUGGUUUGAUUCUUCGCAGUUUCUCAGAACUGUUUCAAUGGGGAUGACUGGAUUGUUUGACCUCGAGAAGCAUUUCGCAUUCUAUGGGGCUUAUCAUAGCAACCCUGUAAACAUAUUCAUACAUAUGUUGUUUGUUUGGCCAAUCCUCUUUACAUCUCUUGUUCUUCUUUACUUCACACCUUCUCUUUUCGGCCCCCCUCACGUUGAAUUCUCUCCUUUCGGGAGCAACGUUAAUUUGGUUUUCAAUUUCGGGUUCUUGUUAACUUUGAUCUACGCGUUGUUCUACAUCGCCUUCGAUAAAAAAGCUGGUUCCUUGGCUGCCCUUCUCUGUUUCUUCUGUUGGGUCGGGAGCAGUUCUCUUGCAACCAAACUUGGCUAUUCCCUUGCUUGGAAGGUUGUUCUGGCAGCGCAGUUGUUCUGUUGGACUGGACAAUUCAUAGGCCAUGGGGUCUUUGAGAAACGGGCACCUGCCCUUUUGGACAACCUUGUUCAAGCCUUUUUGAUGGCUCCUUUCUUUGUUUUGCUAGAGGCUCUUCAAAUGUCCUGUGCUUAUGAACCAUACCAGGGUUUCCAUGCAAAUGUGAAAGCAAAGAUUGAUGCUGAAAUCAAAGAAUGGCAGGCUAAGAAACAGAAGAAGAUUUCCUAGUUUGGAGCUAGGGUGUCAAAGCAGAACAUUUCCUAUUUCACAGUAGGGGAUAGUCUGCAGUGAAUACUAGUUGCAUAGAGUUGUGGAUCCUUCAUCUAUGUUCAAUUGCAUCCAUGAUAGACUAUAGCUUCUGUACAUCAGGAGAUAUACCUUAUGAAAGCAACAUACAGGUUUCAUAUAAAUAUGGUGUUUCAUAUUGCUUGAAAAAUUGCAUUCUGGAUAUAAGACAUACAAAUGGCACUAACUAUGGCUGUUUGAGUCAUUGGAGAUUCUAUUAGAGAUGCGUAGGGAGAAAUAUAAUAAAUAAAAGAUUACAAUCAUCUGAUCUGGUUAAUCCUUGGACCUAGGAAAUCUAUUUGAUGGGAUGAAAACAUAACCUUCUGGUUGUAGUAAGGUAAGCUCUGUUUUAUCCUUUUUUUUCAUUUUCAACAAAUAAUAUGUAUUAAUUCAAAAGGGUGUA